This is a messenger RNA of Hibiscus syriacus, 696 nucleotides long. RefSeq lists its product as uncharacterized. The coding region runs from base 1 to 696 and encodes 231 amino acids. Lineage: Eukaryota; Viridiplantae; Streptophyta; Magnoliopsida; Malvales; Malvaceae. The record is from RefSeq and is a predicted model, not a curated record. The transcript is spliced from 2 exons.
AUGGCGGUCAAUGGUUUGGGAGGAAUCGAGGAAAACAAGUGGUGGCCGAUGGUUUUCUCUACAAGGUUUUGCAGUUGUUUUGGGGGUAGUGGCGUCGGCUGUGGUAGUCGGACGGCGAUGAAAUCAUGUGGUAAAAGAGACAGGUAUAUAUGGGAAGAACUACGUUCAUCUGCCCCCAAGAUUGCUUGGCAUCAUAUGGUAUGGUUCUCUGGACGUAUCCCCAAGCACACCAUUAUUGUAUGGAUGGCCAUAUUGAACAGGUUGCCUACUCGGGUUAGGCUCCUACAAAUGGGCCUCGCCAUUGAAUCUGAUAGAUGUUUACUUUGUGGCAAUGAGACAGAGACAAGAGACCAUCUCUUCUUUGAAUGUCAUUUUGCCAAGAAUCUAUGGAGCUCUAUUCUGGAACUUUGUUGCAUCCCUCGUGAAGCUUGCAGCUGGGAGGGAGAACUGGCUUGGGCUUCCCUGUUACUCAAGGGCAAUUCUCUCAUCGUGAGAAUACUUAAACUUCCUUGGACUGGUCAUGUUUAUAGUAUUUGGAAGGAAAGAAAGAGUAGGUUUUUUGGAAGUAGAGCCAGAUCAAAGGAAGAGCUGUUGGGAGACAUCAAGGAGGCAAUUCGAAUUCGGUUGGGAGGUAAAUCCUUCAACACAGUUGAUCCUUCCAAUAUUGCCCUAUGUGCAAAGUGGGGCAUUGCUUGA